AUGGAUGAUGAGAUAGGAUGGCAUCAGUCUUUCUGGCUUCUUCUCGCCUUCGGAAUUGCUUGCUGGACCUGCCUCUUCUUCUUCCUACCCGAAACCUGCCAAAAUACCGUAAACGAUAGCAUUGAGAUGGAACGAAAAGUCAGCUGGCCGGUAUCGUCAGCCCUAGUUCCCGACGACAAAGCGGUGGCCGCGCCGGACACCCAAGCGCUUGUCCCAUCAACACAUGCCUUCCUGAAUCCUUUUCGGGAGCUGAAGAUUAUUUUCCGACGGCUAGAUGCGCUCAUACUUGCGGGAAACGCCUUGGUUCAUCUCAGCUUCACGUGUAUCCAGGACUCGCUCGCUCACCUGGCCAUGGAGAAGUACAAGCUGAAUGGAUUGCAAGCGGGCCUGUGCUACGUGCCGUAUGGCUUGGCCGUAUUCAUAUCUGCAUACGCAGUUGGAAAGAUCAUUGAUCAUGACUACACCGCCGUGGCGAGGUCUCAUGGCAUCUCCAUCAGCGAUUUUGUCGGACACAACUUUGCGAGCUUCCCGAUUGAACGUGCCCGACUCCGAACUGUAUGGUAUCUGUUCCCACUGGUAAUCGCUUCAACGGUGUUUUACGGCUGGGCGGUUGAGUACAAGAUAAACCUGGGCCUUAUCAUGAUCACGCAAUUCAUCUGUUGUCUCGCGUCGACGGGCAUUAGCAACACUUGCCUCACAUUGUACAUGGACCUCCAUCCAAGAAAUCCCGGGGUUGCGAGUAUAGCAAUGAACCUAGUCAGAUCCCUUGCGGCCGCGGCCGGUGUUGCUGUCGUCCAGCUACUCGUGGAAGAGUUCGGGACAGGUUGGACUUUCACCGCAUAUGGGGCCACCUGCUUUGCCUCUGUUCCGAUGCUACUAGCAGUCAGGGCUUGGGGGCCGAGAUGGCGGGAGGCAGGUAGUCGAAUGGGUAGUGGGCAAAGAGGUUAUUAG
This is a messenger RNA of Colletotrichum aenigma, 951 nucleotides long. RefSeq names its product Itaconate transport protein (gene ITP1-1). The record is from RefSeq and is a predicted model, not a curated record. Gene Ontology annotation, molecular function: transmembrane transporter activity. The transcript has 3 exons. Bases 1 to 951 code for a protein of 316 amino acids. Gene Ontology annotation, biological process: transmembrane transport. Lineage: Eukaryota; Fungi; Ascomycota; Sordariomycetes; Glomerellales; Glomerellaceae.